AAGAAUUUUCCCACGGUUAGCGACGCACCGUACGCACAUAUAUCAUGCGCGCGCCAGGAGUUGCGUCUCACAAGGAAGGGCGACGCACGCCAGCACACAACCUGUAAAUCAUUAGCAUAAAGUGCACGGCGACAAUUUGUCGUGAGAAUCAAAGUGUAUUGGAAAAGAACAUUCAAGCAAGACAAAGACUGCAAGCAGGCGCGUAUGGCAGCAGAGAGAAUGAAGACUGUCGAGGAUAGAAAGGCGAGAAAGCCACUACUUGAACGCAAGAGAAGAGCAAGAAUCAAUGGCAGUUUAUCAGAGCUGAAAGACAUUGUUCUUAGAUCACUCAAUAAAGAUAGCUCACGGUACACAAAGAUGGAAAAGGCUGAUAUUUUAGAAAUGGCUGUAAAGCAUUUGAAAGCCUUGAAAGAGACAGUGAAUGAAUACUCAAGACAACAUCCUUCAGCCCAUUAUCGUAAUGGUUUCACUCAAUGUGCAACAGAAAUGACUCGGCAUGUAAUGACAAUGGAUACUAUUGAUGAGAGUUCACGCUCUGAUAUUUUAUCUCACCUCAAUUCAACUUGUCAGACAAUGCUCUUGACUGUACCACAAGCUUCACCAUCAUUGUCUCCAUUGGUAUCAAAAGCCUUUGCUCAUAGCAAGCCUCAUGAAAACCCUUGUUACCAUUGUCAACCCCUUUUAUACCCUCCACCAAACUUUCUAAAUGGCUCAACAGAGUUGCCACCAAGAUUUGUUCCAUUGAGUCCGCAGCCUUUUAACUCACUUGUCACACCCAAUAAUCACAUUACAAGCUCCCAAAAAUACAGUUUCGAUAAAUACAAAACUAAGAGUCUCUCGGACAGUUCCCUGGAAAAACUCUCACAAAACAAUUCCCCAUCUUCCAUUUCGGCUACAUUUUCCCAUUGUUCAAUAUCCAAAUCGAUCUCACCAAAAACUACAGAAUCUACUUCUAUCCCUACACCACCAUCAGUAACAUGUUCCGAACCAGUUUGGCGACCAUGGUAAACAAGUUUAAUUUUAACCUGUCAGGUUAUUUAGAUGACAACUUCACAUAAUGCUUGUAAAUCACAAAACUUAAAAUUUUUGUCAAGAAAAUUGACCUGUAAAUAAUUGUGCUUUAAUAGAUUUAAGUUAUUGUAUUGUCUGUUAAACAGUUAACUAAAUUAGGUCAUGUGCUUAGCAAUAUGUUCAUUCGAAGAGUUUAUUAAACAUAUACAAAGCUUU
Molecule: messenger RNA, 1227 nt
Organism: Xenia sp. Carnegie-2017
Lineage: Eukaryota; Metazoa; Cnidaria; Anthozoa; Malacalcyonacea; Xeniidae
Product: transcription factor HES-2-like
Exons: 4
Coding region: 205-1008 (267 amino acids)
Biological process (GO): anterior/posterior pattern specification; regulation of transcription by RNA polymerase II; regulation of neurogenesis
Cellular component (GO): nucleus
Molecular function (GO): protein dimerization activity; RNA polymerase II cis-regulatory region sequence-specific DNA binding; DNA-binding transcription factor activity, RNA polymerase II-specific
Source: RefSeq, a predicted model, not a curated record